Vigna angularis (adzuki bean) is the source of this 2383-nucleotide messenger RNA. Its product is annotated as receptor-like protein Cf-9. The transcript has a single exon. Gene Ontology annotation, molecular function: protein binding. Lineage: Eukaryota; Viridiplantae; Streptophyta; Magnoliopsida; Fabales; Fabaceae. Bases 26 to 2365 code for a protein of 779 amino acids. The record is from RefSeq and is a predicted model, not a curated record.
GAUUCUUAUAUAUAGAUUAAACUCAAUGAAUUGGUUGCAAUCAAAUCCAUAUUUCUUCCGUGUGAGAAAAAUGGGAUGGGUUCUACUUUCGUACUUCAUGAUCUUUCAUUGUUUGCUUUUUCAUUUUCCUUCUUACAAUUGUUUGUUGUGCAACCCUCAUGACAAAUCUGCCUUACUACAAUUCAAAAACUCAUUUCUUACUAACUUUUCAUCUCAUGUUUUUCCGUCAGAAGAUGUUUUUUCUUCCUCGGAUUCUUCAAAUAUGAAUUCUUGGAAUAACUUGACAGAUUGUUGUAGGUGGGAUGGGGUCACGUGUGACAGCAGGUCAGGCUAUGUGAUCGGUCUAUACAUUUCCUGCAGUGAUCUUAGAGGUGAGCUACUGGGUCCUAAUAGCUCAAUUUUCAGUCUAAGACACCUUCAACAACUUAUACUUGAUUCUAAUGAUUUUUCUGGAUCUUCGAUACACUCUACAAUCGGUGACCUUGUCAACCUCAGGCAUCUACAUUUACUUAACUCUGGAAUGACUGGUGAUGUUCCCUGCACAAUCUCCCACUUGUCAAAGUUAGAAUAUCUUCUUAUAGGUAGCAUCGACUCGUUAAAUGAUCCCAUCAAAAGGUAUUCCAGAAUGAGACUUGAUGAUUACACAUGGAACAGACUCAUUCACAACGCAACUAAUUUAAGAGAGAUUUGUUUAUUUGGCAUGGACAUGUCUUUUAUUAGAGAGAGUUCUUUGUUAUUGUUGACCAAUUUGUCAUCCUCUUUGGUUUCUCUCGUCCUCUUGGACACUCAAAUCCAAGGGAAAUUACCCACCAACAUCCUCAAAUUACCUAAUCUCCAAGAAAUAUAUCUGUCAUGGAAUAAAAACCUUAGAGGUGAACUUCCCAAGUCUAAUUGGACUACUCCAUUAAGAAUCUUGUCUCUCUCUAGAACUGCUUUCUCAGGAUACAUUUCAGAUUCCAUUGGUCAGUUGAAGUCUCUUAACUUGCUAGAACUUCGGGAUUGCAAUUUUGAUGGAUUUAUUCCACCAUCAUUGUUUAAUCUUACUCAACUUUCUUUCUUAGAUUUAUCAUAUAAUAAAUUAGUUGGCCCCAUUCCAACCCAAAUCACCAAAUUGCAAGGACAUAUUCCAAUUCCACCUAAUGGCCUUGAAAUCUUUUUAGUCUCAAAUAAUGAGUUGAGUGGGGACAUUUCUUUAGCAAUGUGCAAUGCAAGCACCCUUUCUAUACUCAACUUGGCUCACAACAACUUGACAGGACUUGUUCCACAAUGCUGGGGAACAUUUCCUUCUCUUUGGGCGCUGGAUUUGCAAGACAACAACCUUUACGGAAGCAUACCUGAUAACUUUUCUAAUGGAAAUGCCUUUAAGACUCUAAAGUUGAAUGGAAAUCAGUUGAAGGGACCAUUACCACGAGCUUUGGCUCAUUGCACAAAACUCGAAGUUUUGGAUGUUGGAAAUAAUAACAUAGAGGAUACGUUCCCCUAUUGGUUAGAAACUUUGCCAAAUUUACAGGUACUCAGUUUACGGUCAAAUAAAUUCCAUGGUGUCAUCGCUUCUUUCGGCAUCAAACCUCCAUUUCCUAGUUUGAAGAUUUUUGAUAUAUCUGAUAACUAUUUUACCGGACCCUUGCCAGUGUCAUACAUCCACAACUUUCAAGGAAUGAAGGAUGCGAAUGACAAUCAAAAUGGUUUGAAAUAUUUGGGUGAUAAUAGUUCAUAUAAUGAUUCAAUAGUGAUUGUGAUGAAAGGGCUAUACAUGGAACUCACGAGGAUACUGACGGUUUUCACAAGCAUUGAUUUAUCAAAUAAUAUGUUUGAAGGAGAAGUACCCAAAGUUAUUGGAGAGUUGCAUUCUCUCAUAGGGCUUAACAUUUCACACAAUAGAAUCACUGGUACCAUUCCAUUAUCACUGGGUAAUUUAAACAAUUUGGAAUGGUUGGACCUCUCAUGGAACCAACUGAAGGGUGAGAUUCCCAUGUCUUUGACAAAUUUGAAUUUUUUGGCAGUCUUAAACCUUUCACAAAACCAAUUUGAGGGAGUAAUACCUACAGGACGACAAUUUAACACAUUUGGAAAUAAUUCUUAUGUUGGAAAUCCAAUGCUUUGUGGAUUUCCUUUGUCGAAAUCCUGCAAUGAGGAUAAAGAAAGGCCACCAUGUUCAACACUUGAUAAAGAAGAAUCAGGAUUUGGAUGGAAAGUCAUUGUAGUGGGAUAUGCAUGUGGGAUGAUCUUUGGAAUAAUAUUAGGUUGUAAUGUUUUCUUUGUUGGAAAACUCGAAUGGCUUGCAAGACUUGUUGAAGUUGUGUUAAACGUGAGACUCAUAAGAACAAACAUAGCAAAUCAUGCAAAUGGUUGGAGAAGAAAUUAGUGCACUUUUAAUUUAAUA